Molecule: messenger RNA, 4668 nt
Organism: Melitaea cinxia (Glanville fritillary)
Lineage: Eukaryota; Metazoa; Arthropoda; Insecta; Lepidoptera; Nymphalidae
Gene: numb
Product: protein numb
Exons: 7
Coding region: 16-1215 (399 amino acids)
Source: RefSeq, a predicted model, not a curated record
CCGCCGCGCGCCGGCAUGGAGCGGCUACGGCGCUCCUUCCGGGAGUCCUUCCGCCGGCGCAAGGGCUCGCCGCCCGAGUCCGCUCGCCCGCACCAAUGGCACGCGGACGAGGCCGCCGUGCGAGCUGGCACGUGCACCUUCCCCGUUAAAUACCUCGGCUGCGUGGAGGUCUUUGAGUCCCGGGGUAUGCAAGUUUGCGAAGAGGCGCUCAAAGUUCUCCGAAAUUCCCGGCGACGUCCCGUUCGUGCAGUACUUCACGUCAGCGGAGACGGACUACGAGUAGUGGAAGAGGAGACUAAGGGACUCAUAGUAGAUCAGACUAUUGAGAAAGUCUCGUUCUGUGCGCCCGACAGAAACCAUGAGCGAGGGUUUAGCUACAUCUGCCGCGACGGCACGACGCGGCGCUGGAUGUGCCACGGGUUCCUGGCGUCGCGCGACAGCGGCGAGCGGCUCUCGCACGCGGUGGGCUGCGCCUUCGCCGCCUGCCUCGAGCGCAAGCAGCGCCGCGACAAGGAGUGCGCCGUCUCCAUGAGCAUCGACGCGGCCAGCCACGCCUUCACGCGCCAGGGCUCCUUCCGGAAGUCGGUACUGUUCGGUAGCUCUAACCGGCGCACGUCGGAGGUGGAGCCGGCGAGCCCGGCCCCGCCCGCGGCCACGCCCGCGGCGCCGCCCGCCGGCCCGCGCGCCGCGCCGCACAACCCCUUCGCGGUGGAGCGCCCGCACGCCGCGCCGCACCUGCUGGAGCGACAGGGCUCCUUCCGCGGCUUCGCGCAUCUUAACAACAAUUCACCGUUCAAGCGUCAAAUGUCUCUGCGCAUCAGCGAGCUACCUUCGAACUUAGAGCGCCAGCGCCUGGGGCUUGGCUCGCCCGACGCGCUCGCCGCCCUGCCCGCCCUGACCGCCCCGCCCGCCCUACCCGCGGUCCCGGCCGCGCCCGCGCCUGUCGCCGCCGUAGCGCCUACAGCUCUGCCCGAUGUUGCUCCUAUUGAGAGCGCGGACCCGGUGGCGGAGAUGUGCCAGCAGCUGUCGCUGGGCCUGCGCGCGCUGGCCGAGGAGCCGGUGCCGGCGGCGGGCGCGCUGCCGCACCCGGACGCGUGGCUGGGCCGCGUGGCGCGCGCGCCGCCGCUCGCCGCCGCCGGCCGCGCCGCCUCCUUCGCCGGCCACUCCGCCGUCGCCACCAACCCCUUCCUGACGCCCACGCCGGCGCGCCUCUAGACCGCCCACACUCGAGCGACCUUCCGCGAGGCUACCUACGACUAGAUAUGAUGUCGAUCGUUCACGCUCCGAGUAGUAUAAUCGCCUCCAGCUUUUGCGGGGAGUAUAUAUAUAUAUAUAUAUAUAUAACACUUGCGACUAGGGACUGACACUCAAACUACAGACUUCCACACUGAAACGUUCUAAAUUCAAAACUACCAUAUUCGUUUCACAUGAUACAUUAUACGAGGUCUCUAGACCACUGACUAGGGGUUGACUCAAACCACCGACCUACUCCCUGCACAGAGUCCUAUAUUUUAAAUUAAAAAGUAUUCAAUUAUUACCCUAAAUUUACGUCGAUCGAGUAUAAUACUCGGAAGUCACUUCCGUCUCAUGAAGGGCAUAUUUGUUUAUUUAUUACCAAACACGAUUCACAGGCGAGAUAUAUAGAACAUUUAUUACUUGCGUGCCUUUUUUAUAUUAAAAGUUACUUUAUCUAAUGAUUAUAGACAUAGGUCAAUUGAUUUUAAAAACAUUUUUGGAGACAGGGCUAAAAAGGGUCAAUAUUGUCAUACCUAUGUGCGAGUGCUUAAUCUGGUACAUUGAAGAUUUCGUAAAAGGAAAAAGAUAAUUUCUAUUAUUAGUUUCUUAUUAACACAAGUAGUUUAGAUUGAUUUUUAAAGAACAAAUAAUUUAAAAAAAAAACAUCCAUACCUAAUAAACAAAUUACGUAAUUUUAGUUAAAACGAAGAACGUACAUUAAUUAAUGCAGAUCUAUUCAUAUUUCCUAUUAAUAUGGACUGGUCACAUUUGUAUUUUUAAUUGUUGAAAAACGGUCAAGCUUAAACUACCACACUGUUCCGCUGCGGGUAGAGUAACAAACGUUAACGCUAUUUAUAAUAACAAAAAAAGGACGGGUGGCUUUAUGUGCUGCUCUUUGCACUGCGGGCAAAUCCACAGAGGUUUUGCAUUACUCAGGCCAAUAAUAAACAUAUACAAAUAAAAAUGUUCACUGCGUGUGAAAAUUAAACACGCUCAAAUGGAAGCGUUUUCACCGAUCCGUACGUCAGAUAAGGUAUUGUAUAUGAGAUUUAAAUAGUGGGUUCAUCUGACUACAAUAUCGGUAAAAAUAUCAACCUUGACGACCGAUAACAUUAACUACGGGUAGAUAAUUACUUAGUAUGUUGGGUAAAAGAAGUUAAAACCUUAUUUAACAAUUACUGCUUCAAUCAUUAAGCGUCUGAUGAUUUAUUAGAUCUGUUAAUGAUUUUACCUAAUAUGCGAGAAAUAUUGGAUACACAUAUCGAUUGUUUCUUAAUUCGUAAGAAAGUAAUUCGUACGUUCUAAAAAAAGAAACGCCACGUGUAAAUGAUGUUAGUAUCCUAUUAUGCUAUCAAAUUAAAUGUCGGAUUUGAUAGCAAAGUGUAAAAAUCCGAAUUAAUACGAUGCUACCUUUGAACUUAAGUCGAAUUUGUCAACUGGAAUAACAGGAAAUAAAAAGGAUAUUGUACUUUUCUAUUCAAUUUUUUUAAAGACGUACUUUAUUUUUUAUUUAUUUUAAUUAACUCGAUUUUUGAUGCUUUCAACUAUACAAAAGUCGUUCUUUGUCUAAAUUUAUGCAACGAUUUUUAUCUGAACUUUUGCAUAAAUUAUUCAAAAAAUCUUUAGUAUUCUUUGUUCAUCUUUUGUAAUCGAUAUAUUUAUUUUAAGGCGAAUUAUUAUUUUUUAUUUAAGAAAUGUCACCAUACGUAAAUGAAACUAGGUAAUGCUCAAACUUAUUCUAUACUGUAAUAGUUGUGUUAGAAAUCAGUAUCAACGGAAUCCGUCAUGUUAAACCGUAAAAUGUGUACUCUAUUCUACUGUAUUGUUAACGCUUAUAGUCGAUGGCAUUAAUAUUUGAGCACAUUUGUAAUCCUGCACGCUGUAUUUUAAAAAUAAUUCAUAUAAAAAUAAGUAUUUUUCUGAGGGAACGACCACCACUUUAAUGGUGUGAAUGACAUUCAACUAUACUUUCUAAUUAGUAAUUUUGAUUAUAUUUUUGUCAUACAAAUAUACAGUCUACUAAUCAGAUAUAAUUUUGGAUAUUUCUACAUAAAAGUAAUUACAUUUACAAAUGUCAUAACAAUAUAGAUAUUUGAAAUAUUUAUUAUAAUAUAAAUGUACUUAAUUCCUCUUUAAUGGCACUGAGCUUUUGCGCUGCACUUAAGUGUUGUUGAUUUAAUACGUAAGUUAAGACUAGUUCCAUCUUAUACGUCCGUGGACAGUAUUAAUGGCGCCGAUCGCAUUGUCUCGUAACAAAGCGUACUGAACAAACGAACAAUGUAGUAUUUUUUCGUAACAAUCUACGUACUUGUAUAAUACUUAUAUAUAACUACUUCAUAUAUAUAUUUAUAUAUUUCUUUGUAUAUAAUUGUAAAUUUAUAGGUUACUUAAAACAUUAUUUGUGAAUCUGUUUUGUUUAUAUUUUUUAUUAUUAUUGUAACAACAAUUAAUAGGUAAAUAUGUCGAACAAAUUGUAAUAUAAUUUCGUAAUAAAUGUUUAAAACACGUAUGUUUUGUGUGAUGAUUCGCGAUUUAAUGUUAACUAGUUACUUUUUGUUAUUAUUCUAGAUGAUAAAAACGUUACUUCUGAUCAUUUUUUUAUAACUAAUAAAGAGCAAAAAGAGGAUUUGUAGUAAGUACUUACCUAAGCUUUAUUUUCAUGAAAAUUGUACGGUCAUAACAAGUCUUGCUUUAUUGUGUCAUAAGAUAUCACAUUACAAAGCUAGUGUACUUACAAUAUUAUUUUAAGCAAGCCUCUUUUUGUCAUAUAUAAAAAAGCACAAUGAUUAUUGCACAAUUGUUGCAUUUUACAUUCCACUUAUAACAAUAUUCAUAGAUUGAUUAAACUGACUCAUAUACAACUAUUGUUUGUAUCUAGUACUUAUACUUAUUUUGACAGUAUUUAAUGUUUUCACUUAAUAACUGAUUUUUAUAAACCAGGAAUAUAUUGAUAUAAUUCUGGGCCAGUCUUAUAAUAUGUACACGAUUGAUAAGUUAUAUGAAGUCAGUAAAAUUUUUGUAGUUAAAUGUGAUAUAAGAGCAUAUUCGAUGUUAUAAACAAUAUUUAAAAUUCGUAAUUGCACAUUUACCAAUAUCUUGCACGCAAAACGUUAAAAUCACUCUCGGUGAUUAUAUGUAAAGUACAUUAAUAGUAAUGUCCCGUAACUAAAGAUUAGUUUUAAUUAAGUACUUACUUCUACAAAGAAUAUUUUCUAAUGUAUUUUUAUUUAAAUAUUCGAAAACUUAUUGGACAUAUUGUACUUAAUAUAUCAAAAAACCAGUUGUUUAAAAAUUGUUGGGUAUUUUUUAUAUUUCUCCGAUUUUAUUUUUGGCUAAAUUAUAAAAAAUUGUACAUACAAGGGGAUAUGUAGAUAUGUUAGAUAACAAGAGUUCAAAUAUUAUGAAGAGUAAUAAAUAUAAUGGUUAGUUGAA